AUGGCUAGCUCUUUUAAGGGAGAUAAAUUAAUUGAGAUUAAUGGCUAUAUGCUUUAUAUUGAUGGCUUUAAAGAAAAGCCUAAUAAAGAGCUUUAUUACGCUAGAGCUAAGAAUAGUGAGGGAGCUAUUACUUGGUCCCUUUAUUCACUUGAGCUAGCCGUAAAAUAUCUUGAUAAAUUGAGCGAAUUCGAAGAAGCUAAUAAAAAGGCUUUAAGAGCGUUAAAAUCUAUUAUAUCGCUUGAAAAUCAAAAGCGAUUUAAAGAUAAAACUAGCGCUGAGGAUCUAUAUGACGUUAUAAAUGAGACUUAUAACGAUACAAGGCUAGAAGAAGUAGAUAUCGAUUCGCUUAUAUCUGAUUUAUUAUUAGAAGAGGCCCGAAUAGGUACUAGCGCGGAUUUAAAAGCAAAUAAAGCGUUUAAAAAUAACGUUAAAUAUUGCUCGCAUUGUAAGCAAAAGGAGCAUUUAAAUUCAACUUGUUUUAAAUUGCACCCCGAACUAAAGCCGAACUUUAAUAAAAAGCCUAAUAAUAAAGCUAUAUCGGCUAAGGAUAAAGACUUCAAGAAUGGCUCUAGUAAAGCACUAAUGAGUGCUUUUACUAAUUCUAGCUCCAAUAGUGAAUUAAAUCACUUUGGCAUAGCUUAUUCUAUUACGAAUAAUAAUGAAUUCGUAUUAGAUUCAGGAGCCUCAGAGCAUUAUUCGCUUAAUAAAGCUUGGUUUAUAAAUUAUAAGCCAAUAGCUAAGAAGUCUAUAAUUAUCGCUAAUGGCGAUAUUAUGCUUAUUCUAAGCAUAAAUUUUGUUUUAAAAACAAUCGAUAAUAGCGAAGGUCUUUUUAAAGCUAUUGAACAAAAUCUUGAAAAUUGUGAGUCUUGCGUAUUUAAAUUAGAUAACGCAAGAGAAUUCACUUCGAAUAAAUGGAUUACGUUUUGCAAAAGCAAAGGUAUAAUUUGCGAAUAUACUAGUCCUUAUUCACCUUCUCAAAACGGCAUAGCCGAACGAUUAAAUCGUUACUUAAUUGAACGCUUAAUAAGCUUAAGAGUCGUUGAAAUAGAAGAAGCCGAAGAUCAACCUUAUUUUGAUGAUACUGAAUCUCGCGCUAGCGAUGCUUUUAGUGAUCUAAAUACAGAUGAUCUUAAUAAGGUUACCGUAGAAGCGCCUAAGGCUCUUAAAACUCGGGGCCCGGCGAAAGAUUACUCCGAUCAAAGACCAAACGUAAUUACUAGAUCGAGUAAAAAUAACUCUUUUAAUUUAGCUAUUACAGAGCUAAAUAAUCGAUUAAUCGAAGAGCAAAUACAAGCUAUGUCGGUUUACAAGAACAUACCUUUGCUAGCGUUGUCAAACAAAUGGCUUGGCGCUUAA
Messenger RNA from Drepanopeziza brunnea f. sp. 'multigermtubi' MB_m1, 1356 nucleotides. NCBI's taxonomy places the organism in Eukaryota, Fungi, Ascomycota, Leotiomycetes, Helotiales, Drepanopezizaceae. The record is from RefSeq and is a predicted model, not a curated record.